Penicillium egyptiacum is the source of this 234-nucleotide messenger RNA. The record is from the annotation of a GenBank genome assembly. Lineage: Eukaryota; Fungi; Ascomycota; Eurotiomycetes; Eurotiales; Aspergillaceae.
AUGAUGUCAAGCCUGGGGGAAGCCAAAGAUGUCGAUUUACCUGUCGAAGACGAAGUCAGCGCGAAGCGUGGCUAUACAGCUGCUCUUAACAAUCCCAAGGUAUCCAAAGAUUCCAAGCAUAAUGCAUUAGACCUUCUCAAUGAUGAGCUUGACGGGGAUACACCACGGCAUUACCUUGAUGAGGCUCCGGAGAAGAGCAAGGACCCGAGUGGGCUAGCUGGAGCGGAAAAGUGA